This is a messenger RNA of Gloeophyllum trabeum ATCC 11539, 948 nucleotides long. RefSeq lists its product as uncharacterized. NCBI's taxonomy places the organism in Eukaryota, Fungi, Basidiomycota, Agaricomycetes, Gloeophyllales, Gloeophyllaceae. The record is from RefSeq and is a predicted model, not a curated record. Bases 1 to 948 code for a protein of 315 amino acids. The transcript is spliced from 11 exons.
AUGCCUAGUUUGUCCCACAAUCAGUGGACUAUCCUCCAGGCUGUGGUCCCAUUAUUACUGUUCAUUCACUCGGAGCCGGCUGCCCUAGCUAUCCACUUUGCUCUACGGGAACUCAACUCGAUCCUUACAGGAGUGUAUUCCGUCAUAUUUCUCGGAUGCCUGUACAUUUUCUUCUCCCAGUAUAACGAGGCGCAACACAAGCGCCUGGUGCUGAUCAAUAUUGUCCUAUUUCUACUCUGUACAGCUCAGUGGGCCUCCUUUUUCCUCCUUGCACUCCUCACAACGGAUCCCGUAUCGGAUUAUACGGCUGCUGUGAAGCAGGCGUACGUCAAGGACAUCCUCGUGGACCUGAAUAGCUUGGCCAAUACAGCUGCAGUGUGUACUGCAGAUGGUUUACUAAUAUGGAGGUGCCGAAAGAUAUGGGGUGGCCGCUUGUCAGUAGUUGUCCUCCCUAUCCUUGUCCUCAUCGUAGGAGCAGGAUGUGGAAUCGUGAACUUCGUUACAAUCACCAUACAAAUAGCGAUGCAACAUGCAAAUGCUCUCGCCGACCCCUCACCGCCGCCGCUGUGGUUUACGCUGGCCAACAUUUCUGCCGACGUAGAAAUUGCUCUUGCUGCAGCCUCGUUUCUCGUGAAUAUGUUGAUGACAGUGCUGAUAGGUGCAAGAAUAUGGUGGAACACCCGAGGACUCAAUGAAAUGUUUGGUCGCAAUCAAAGGAAGGAAUAUAUCCGAGUGAUCUUGGUAGUUCUCGAGUCCGGCGCCGUCUACUCCUUGCUUCUUCUCUUGUCCAUGAUAUUCACCGCCCUUGCCGGAGAUUCAGCGAAUAAAUACAAUGACUACCUUCCAAGUUGUCGGUAUAUUUCCUACCGCCAUCCUCCUCCUGGUACGGCUGGGAUUCACGUCAGAAAACGCGACGAAUUCUGCGGGGACCGGAGCGACCUUAUCUAG